Molecule: messenger RNA, 5341 nt
Organism: Pogona vitticeps (central bearded dragon)
Lineage: Eukaryota; Metazoa; Chordata; Lepidosauria; Squamata; Agamidae
Source: RefSeq, a predicted model, not a curated record
UGCGGGGGUCGAGCGGGGUGGCCCAGUCUUUGCAUUGCCGGGAAGGGGCGGGCGCGAAGCAGCUCUGGGGAGCCUCUGCUCCGCUGGUGGCCCGCCGCCCUCGGUUCGCGUUGCCUCCCGCGGUUGGUGUUGCUCUCGCGGCUCUUGCCUCAUGCAGAUAACUGAAAUCCUGUUCCAGUAACAUAUGCCAUGUAAGGUUAAUGACAUCAGCAGCAGUAGUGAUUCUUGGUAAUUAAAAACUUCCCUUUCCUGCCCCCCACACACCACAGUUUCCCAAUGAUGAAAGGAAUUACAGGCCCAUGCAUAAGGAUGCCUUAAAAAGUUAUCAUGGAUAAAUACACUAAGUUGCAAAAGAUUGGUGAAGGAUCUUUUGGAAAGGCAAUUCUAGUUAAAUCAAAGGAAGAUGGCAAGCAAUAUGUUAUUAAGGAGAUCAAUAUAUCUAAGAUGUCAAAUAAAGAGAGAGAAGAAUCAAGAAGGGAAGUUGCUGUAUUGGCAAACAUGAAGCAUCCAAAUAUUGUUUUGUACAGAGAAUCCUUUGAAGAAGGUGGCUGCUUGUUCAUAGUGAUGGAUUAUUGUGAAGGAGGAGACCUAUUUAAAAAAAUUAAUGCCCAAAAAGGUGUCUUGUUUUCAGAAGAUCAGAUCAUGGAUUGGUUUGUACAGAUCUGUUUAGCACUGAAACAUGUACAUGACAGAAAAAUUUUGCACCGUGAUAUAAAGUCACAGAAUAUAUUUUUAACCAAAGACGGAACAAUACAGUUGGGAGACUUUGGAAUAGCUAGAGUCCUUAACAGUACAGUGGAGCUUGCUCGAACUUGUAUAGGAACACCAUACUAUUUAUCUCCCGAAAUCUGUGAGAACAAGCCUUACAACAACAAAAGUGACAUAUGGGCACUUGGUUGUGUUCUUUAUGAAAUGUGUACACUGAAACAUGCAUUUGAAGCUGGUAAUAUGAAGAACCUAGUACUUAAGAUAAUCUCUGGAUCAUUUCCACCUGUAUCUGUGCAUUAUUCCCACGAACUCCGGAGCCUGAUUUCCCAGCUAUUUAAAAGAAAUCCUAGGGAUAGACCAUCUGUUAACUCCAUAUUGGAGAAAAUUUUUAUAGCUAAACGUAUUGAGAAAUUUCUCACACCACAGCUUAUUGCAGAAGAAUUCAGCCAUAAAAUGUUGCAAAAGUUUGGGCCUCAUGCUGGACCAGCAAAGAGACCAGCUCAAGGACAAAACUUGGCCUCUGCUGCUCCUGCUCAGAAAAUUACCAAACCUGCCGCUAAAUAUGGAGUGCCUUUAAUCCUUAAGAAGUCUGGAGAUGCAGCUAAAAAAUUCCAUGAGAAGCCUAUAAUUAAAUGUAGACAGGCCCCUCCAUCUGCACUGAAGAAAGGGAAGCCAGGAGAAGAAAGGAGGAAAAUGUUUGAGGAAGCUGCUAAAAAGAGAAGACUAGAUAUUUUUGAGAAGGAAAGACGACAGCGUGAGCAGAUCAGUUUCAUGAAGAUUGAGCAGAUGAGAAGACUUGAGAAGGAAAGGAUGGAACGAAUAAACAGAGCCAGAGAGCAAGGAUGGAGGAAUGUGCUCAGCACAGGUGGUAGUGCUGAAAUUAAGACUCAAUUUUUUGGUGGUGGAGGAGCUCUAGUGCCUUUGCCUGUGCCUGGUCGAGGACCAUAUGAACACUAUCAUGCUGUUUUUGAUCAGAUAGAGCAACAAAGAGAACAUAUUAAAAUUGCAGAAGGAAAAGAUGCUGAAUUGAAAGAAAAGCCUUGUCAGGAGCCUGUUGAAAGUGGACCUUCAACUGGAGUUCAUAUAGGAGUUCCUAAUGGGCCUGCAGAUCAUCCUCAUGUACCUAAUGCUGAUACAGUAAGGAGAAGAAUGAGAAGAUUGGAAGAGGUGUCUAGACAAGCCAAUGCAAACAGGCAAAAGGGAUGGGAAAGAGCUAAGCAAGUUGAGGAAUUCUGGCAACGGAAGCGAGAAGCCAUGCAAAACAAAGCUCGUGCUGAAGGACAUAUGGACACACUGCAAAACCUGGCAGCUAUCUAUGGAGGCAGGCCUAUUUCUACAAGAGGAAGGAAAACCAGAAACAAGGAGGAAGAGGAAUAUCUGGCAAGGCUAAGACAAAUUAGACUUCAAAACUUCAAUGAACGCCAGCAAAUCAAAGCUAAACUUCAUGGAGAGAAGAAUGAAGCAGGUGGUUCUCCAGUACAUGAAAUAAAUGAAGAAGCAGAACUAAGGCGUAAAAAAAUUGAAGCACUAAAGGCACAAGCAGAUGCCCGGGCUGCAGUCCUGAAAGAACAAUUAGAGCGAAAAAGAAGAGAAGCAUAUGAAAGAGAGAGAAGAGCUUGGGAAGAUCAUCUGGUAGUUAAAGGAGUAAAGAAUCCCAUGGGAGCUGCAGAGAUGAGUCCUACUCAUGGCAGGAAAGAAGUUGGAGGAUCUCCUACCAAGCUGAUAAAGCCCAGUUCACCACCACAAAACAUUUCAAUGACAUCCGCUUUGAAGGAGGUGGGCGUGGAUGAAAGUGCAACAGUUAUCCAAGAAACACCAGCAGAAGUAAAGCCUGAUACUGCUGUUCAAAACAAACGAGAAAUACUAAGGAGACUCAAUCAAAACCUUAAAGCACAGGAAGAUGGGAAAGAGAGAAAUGAGUCUAAAAGUAUCUGUGAGAAAGCUACAGCUGAUGAGAAUAAUCAGGAUCAAGAAGAAGAGUAUCCAGUUUUAGCUGAUCGUAAGAAAUGGGAAGCAGGUACACAACUUGUGGUUCCACUAGCAGAGCUGACAAUGGAAGAAUCCUUGUUGGCUACAGAAGCCAAUACAUUAGGUGAGGUUAUUACGGUAGAUGUUGCUGAACCCCAGAGAAAAGUCUGGGGCAAAAGCCCCACUGAUUCAGUGUUGAAGAUUCUUGGAGAGGCUGAGCUACAACUUCAAACUGAUCUGCUAGAUGACUUAAGCAUUAACAAUGAGGUUUCAGAGGAAGCUAUGACAUUAAGAGAGAACACUGAAACAAAAGCAGCAUCACCUGUUGGAAAAGAAUCAGCAACUGAAGUUGGUAACACUGAAAAUAUGACAACAGAGAAGUCUCAUCCACCUCAGUUAGAGCAUCUGUUGUCCAAGCCUCAUCUCAUAGAUGAGCCUGAGGACUUGGAAGCAGAAUUAUUGGAAGAAACCAAGGAAAAUAAAUGCAAAAUGGAAGUACUGCCUGUUGCUGCUGAUGUGUGGGUCAAAGAAAGUAAAAUAAAGGAAACCACGUCACAAGAUCAUACUGAUUAUAGCCAGCGUGACAAUGAAGAUCCUCCUGCAGAAGAUGGAAUGUUUAAAAAAAUGCCACUCAAUGAAGAAGCAUCAGUAGAGUCCAAUGAUUCUAUGCAACCAGAACCCUUUUUCCAGAAGGUGGCACAGCACCAAGCAAGAUUAACAGCUUUUCCAGUUCUCUCAGCACAGUCUUCCCUUGAAGAUUCUCUUCCAACAAGAUCACGCUCUGUAUCCCCUGAGAAGACAAAAGGCAAAAAUUCGCUGUUGAUAGGCCUUUCUACAGGUCUCUUUGAUGCAAACAAUCCAAAGUUGUUGAGAACAUGUUCUCUCCCAGAUCUUUCCAAGCUAUAUAGAACGUUAGUUGAUGUCCCUAGUGUUGCUGACGUACAGAAUCAAGAGAAUCUUGAAAUAGAUGAUAUAGAAGAUGAACCUGUCAAAGAAGAACAUUCUGAUUCUGAAGAUAUUAUGUUUGGGGAGCCAGAUACAGAUUUGCAGGAACUUCAGGCUUCAAUGGAGCAAUUACUCAGAGAGCAACCUGGUGAUGAAUUCAGUGAAGAGGAAGAAGCAACUUUAAAAGCUAAAUGCCUAGCAAAUGGUACAGAGGUGGAUGAGGAUGACAACAAUCCUAGUAGUGAAAGUGCCCUUAAUGAAGAAUGGCAUUCAGAUGACAGUGAUGGUGAUAAUGCUAGUGAAUGUGAAGAGUGUGAUAGCAUCUUCUGUCAUUUGGAAGAGCUGAGAUGUGAACUGGAGCAAGAAAUAGGUUUUGAAAAAUUCAUUGAAGUUUAUGACAAAAUAAAGGCUAUACAUGAAGAUGAAGAUGAGAACAUUGAUAUUUGUUCAACAAUUGUUCAGAAUAUUUUAGGAAAUGAACAUAAGCAUCAAUAUGCAAAAAUUCUCCAUUUAGUCAUGGCAGAUGGAGCUUAUCAGGAAGAUAAUGAUGAAUAACAUGCCUUGGCAACCAACUCAGUGAAAUAUAGGUGUAUUACCUGUAAAACAACAAGGCACAAAUGAAAAAUAAGUUUAUUGGGACAAGCUUAAGGUGUUGCUGCUUGCAUAGAGAUGGAAAAGCAUUAUACUUUCCACUGAAAGGUUGUUCAUAGAUUUCUUUUGACAUUUAGCUUCAUUCUUUCAACAGAUAACUAAAAAGCUACCUCUGAUUUAAAAUUAAUAACAAAGAAUUGAAAGGCUGACUCAGACGUUAUUUACUGUUUGAGAGUUUAUCAUGUAUGAAUAAGCCCAUGUUAUAUUAGCUGCUGCUAUUUGUUUAAAUCUGAACAGUUAAAAGAAAACCAAAAUAAGAGGACCUUUGACUUUGCUUUCCAUUCAAGAUAACUUAUCAUUUCUCAGAAACUGUUUCCUUGAUCUUAAAAACAUAUGGAAGUAACUCUCACUGAAAUCAGUGAAACAUUUCCAUUAAAUAGUAUGUUUAAGGUCAAGAUAUUUUAAAUAUUUCACUGUUUGUGUGUGUACAUACAUAUGUGCAUAUAAUCAAUAAUAAUAUUUAGAAUUCUCAGUAUUUUUGCCAUGACUAAUUUACAAUUAUUUCUUCCAAAUCAAAGCAGAUAAGUGCACCAUUUUCAAUACUUGAAGUUGUUUCUGUCAAGUGGAGUAAAGAAUGAGCUUGGAUAGCGUAUGCCAUUUUCUACCAUUCAGUGUGAAGUUGCAUUUUCCUGUAGUACUGCAUACUCAGUUAAACUGCUGCUCACAUUUUUGGUCUAUAAUUUGGAUAAUAUUAGGAAUGACUGAAAAUAGAAUUAAUACAAACGUUGUGCUGCUGAUGUUUGAAAACAAUGUGUUUAUCUUGCACCCAGUUAAUCUAGAGGACAUAAUUUGAGUUUUCCUCAUUUUUCAAUGUUUGCCCUGAGAGAAGAAUAAGCACUUCUUGUGAGGUCAUAAUCCUGAGACAAAGGCUUUAAAUAUUUCUGAUAUGCAAGAGGUAGUUACAGAAGCUUGCUGAAUUGGCUGUAAGAUUUAAUGUGCAGUUAUUCCAUUGAAAAAAUAGACCUUUACCUCACCUAAUAACAAUGCAAAGUGGAAAGUAUAUACGUGAAUUCAGUUAUACUAGCACUAAGAUGUAAAUAUGUUUUAUUUUUAACAACACAAUAAAUGC